GGCCCCGGGCGGCGGCGCGGCGCGGGCGGCAGCAUGGUGGAGAAGCGCUGCCCGCUGCAGAGGGACAGCGUGUACCGCUGGUUCUCGGAGCUGCCGUCGCCGCAGCGCGUGGAGUUCCUUUGCGGCCUGCUGGACCUGUGCAUCCCACUCGAGCUGCGCUUCCUCGGCUCGUGCCUCGAGGACCUGGCACGCAAGGACUACCACUCGCUGCGCGAUUCCGAGAUCAAGGCCAACAACCCGGCGGAUCUGGGCAGCCUCACCAACCUGACGGACGAGGUGGUGCGCAGCAAGCUGCUUGUGUCGCUGGCGCUGCUGGGCUCUGAGCAGCGCGAGGCGGCGGGCGUGCUGUACCGCACGCUCACGCACAUCGACUCCAUCAUCCACAACUACGGGCUGCAGCUCAACGAGGGCCGCACGGGCGAUGAGUUCCUGCUGCUCUUCACCAUGGCCUCCAACCACCCGGCCUUCAGCUUCCACCAGAAGCAGGUGCUGCGCCAGGAGCUCACGCAGAUCCAGAGUAGCCUGAGCAGCGGCGGCGGCGGCGGCGGCAGCGGGGGCCACGGGGGCAAGAGCGUGCUGCCCACCUGCCCAGCCUGCCACAAGGUCACUCCGAGAACUGAGACCCCCGUCAGCAGUGUCAGUAAUAGUUUGGAGAAUGCACUACGUACAUCAGCACAUUCCACUGAGGAGUCGCUGCCCAAGAGGACUGUAGGAAAACACUCCAAAGUGAGUGUUGAAAAGAUAGACCUGAAGGGAUUAUCACAUAAAAAAAAUGAAAGAAAUGUUGAAUGUUCCUUUGAGGUCUUGUGGUCUGACUCUUCAGUAACAUCAGUAACCAAAUCUUCCUCUGAAGUGACUGAAUUUAUUUCAAAGUUAUCUCAGCUAUACCCUGAAGAAAAUUUGGAGAAAUUCAUUCCUUGCUUAGCUGGCCCAGAUUCGUUUUAUGUAGAGAGAAACCACAUGGAUCUGGAAGCGGACCUGAGGUAUUUGGCUUCAUUACCUUCUCACAUAUUGAAGAAUGACCAUGUUAAGAAGUUUUUCAGCACUUCGUCUCCCACCCAACAGCUUCAAAGUCCAAGUCCUGGCAACCCUUCCCUUUCUAAAGUCGGUACCAUGAUGGGCGUGUCUGGAAGGCCCGUAUGCGGAGUGGCCGGCAUCCCGUCCUCUCAGAGCGGCGCUCAGCACCACGUGCAGCACUCGGCCGGCGCAGCCGCCUUGCCCCACUGCUCCCACAGUGGCGGCGGGGGCUCGACACUGGCCUACCGGACCCAGAUGGACACCUCGCCUGCCAUCUUAAUGCCUUCCAGUCUGCAGACCCCUCAGACCCAGGAGCAGAAUGGGAUUUUAGAUUGGCUGCGGAAACUGCGUUUGCACAAGUACUACCCCGUCUUUAAACAGCUCACGAUGGAGAAGUUUCUGAGUCUUACUGAAGAAGAUCUAAAUAAAUUUGAAUCCCUCACCAUGGGAGCAAAGAAAAAACUCAAGACUCAGCUGGAACUGGAGAAGGAGAAGUCAGAGAAACGGUGCCUGAACCCCUCAGCCCCACCCCCGGUCACCAGCAGCGGAGUGGCCCGCGUGCCCCCCACCAGCCAUGUGGGGCCCGUGCAGACAGUGCGAGGCACCCACGCGGCAGCACUGCGGGUGGAAGUGGAGCAGCCCCCCCACCAGGCAGCCCGGGAAGGCAGCUCCUCCGAAUGCUCCAGCUCCUCGCCCAGCCCCAUGGGGGUGCAGGCCCGAGAAGAGAGUUCGGACAGCGCUGAGGAGAACGACAGACGUGUGGAGAUGCACUUGGAGGGCUCCGAUAAGGAGAAGCCGGUCAUGCUGUUGAAUCACUUCACUUCAAGUUCGGCCAGACCCACGGCCCAGGUUCUCCCUGUGCAGAAUGAGGCGGGCUCCAGUCCCUCCGGCCACCAUCCGCUGCCUCCGCAGAUGAUGCCCGCAGCCUCGCACAUCGCUCCCAUCCGAAUGCUGAAUUCCGUGCACAAAUCGGAACGGGGAGGCACAGACAUGAAACUCCUCUCGUCUUCUAUGCACUCACUGCUGUCUCUAGAAGAAAGGAAUAAAGUCUCUGGACCAAGAAGCGGCAUCAAAGUGGACAAGAGCUUCGGCAAUGCCAUGAUGGACGUGUUACCCACGUCAGCGCCCCAUCCGCCCAUGCAGGUCCUCUCUGGACUUGCCGAAAGCAGCUCUGUGUCACCCAGCGUCUCCUUUGGUCCCCGCACCAAAGUCGUCCAUGCGGCCACACUGGACAGGGUGAUGAAGCCGGCCCCGCAGCCGGCCCUGGUGGUCGAGACAAGCACGGCGGCUGUGGGGACAUCCAGCACGGUCUUCCACGUGGCUCGGCCACCCAUCAAACUUCUGGUGUCUUCAUCUGUCCCUGCGGAUUCUGCCAUUUCUGGGCAAACUUCUUGUUCUAAUAACGUGCAGAUCAGUGUGCCCCCUGCAAUAAUAAACCCCCGGACUGCUCUGUACACAGCCACCACCAAAGCUGCCUUCUCUGCGAUGAGCAGUGUGCCCGUGGGCCCCCUGCAGGGCAGCUUCUGUGCAAACAGCAACACUGCCUCCUCCAGUAGCCACCCUGCCCCGUCUUUCCCAAACAUGGCCAGUGUGCCCAGCUGCCCGGCCCCCAGCUCCAGCCCUGCGCUCUCUUCCGUCCCCGAGAGCAGUUUCUACAGCAGCAGCGGCAGCGGGGGCAGCGGCUCCCCCGGGAACAUUCCUGCCUCUGCUCAGAGCCACCACCACCACCACCACCACCAGCAGCCGCCGGCGCCCCAGCAGCCCUCGCCCGGCCCGCCGCCCGGCUGUGUCGUGUGCACGUCGUGCGGAUGCAGCGGGAGCUGCGGCUCCGGCGGCCUGACCGUCAGCUACGCCAACUACUUCCAGCACCCGUUCUCGGGGCCGUCCGUCUUCCCCUUCCCCUUCCUGCCCUUCAGCCCAGUGUGCGGCAGCGGCUACGUGGGCACCCAGCAGUACGGCAGCAGCGCUUUCCCGGUUGUGCACUCGCCCUACGGCGGCAGCGUGCCCGCCGAGCCCGUGCUGGGCGGCCAGUCCGCGUUUGCCGUCCCGCCGGUGCAGAGCUUCAUGGCGGGGGCGGCCGGCGUGUACCAGGCCCAGGGCUUGGUGGGCAGCAGCAACGGUUCCAGUCACAAAAAGAGCGGCAAUCUCUCGUGUUACAACUGUGGGGCCACCGGUCACCGCGCUCAGGACUGCAAGCAGCCGUCCAUGGACUUCAAUAGGCAAGGUACUUUUAGGUUGAAAUAUGCCCCUCCAGCAGAGAGUCUGGACUCCACAGACUGAUAUUUUUCUCUGGCAACAGAACACUAUUAAGCCAUGGAGACAUAAGGAAAACUAAAUACAAAACUGAGAAGUCUAGUUGCUGUUGAGCUUAAUAUUUUUAAUCCAAAGGUGCUUUACUUUACUAGACUGGAUAGAAAAACCUAGCAUAGGAGUGCAUCAAACUCAAGUUUUAUUGCCAAAAUUCUAGAUUGGAGCUUGAUGUCAGGACUUGCCUAGUGGGUAUCUCCACAGCGGGUGAAAUUGGCCACCUCCACCCGUGGCUGCAAUGCGGAGACCUCCCGUCCCCAGAAGAGCAUUGCUGUAAUUGGUCCUCCUAGGCUCACACGUAAUUCCAGGGCAGCUACGCGAGAUCGGAAUCGAGAACUGAAGGUUGGAGUUCUCCAAGUGGAGUUCCACCAGUCGGACUCUUGACACCCCUGGGUGAGGGAAAAUGUCACCUUUGUUUUUGUUUUGUUUUGUUUUGUUCUGUUCUGUUCCUAAAGUGGUUAGGCACUAAUUUCUGGGCUUUUUAAGGAUUGCACUACAGAAGAAUGUAAACUGAUGUCAAUCUCUGCAGUUCUGGGAGACAAACUCCCUGAGACCAGUCAGUGCAAGACACUCAGAGAAUCUGUUUCUAAAGAGUUGGCACCAGCAGGCUCCAUGACUUAGUCCACAACAGAGAUUUUAGUAUUUACUUCCCUCCGUAAAACACUUGUAGCAGUUUCAGGUUUUCAAUUUUUUUCUGCACAUAAAACUAAACUACAUUAUUAAAUAGAAGUAGUUACUCACAACAACUUAAUUUCUAAGGGUCCAAGUCCCAGAGAAUCCCUAGUUGUCGGAAUGUUGAGAAUAUCUUCCUUCCCGGCCCUUCCAUAGCUUUGAGCCCUGUCACCUUCCACCAGGUAGGAGCUCUUGCAGAGACCGUGACAGCACGGCCUUUGUGAGUUGGCUCUGAUGGAAAUUACCCAUCCUUAGCAAAGUUUGUGGUUUUUUGUUCUCUUGGUUUUUUUUAAAUCUCACACAGACUUCCCAAGGACCCUAAGGCUUAUGCUAACGAUUCAUACUUGAGAUGCACAUUUCAACAAUAAUACAGUCCACUUUUUGAGCAAAAGAUUUGAAAUUUCUCCUGUCAACUUCUUUUGCUGUGUAUUAAUACUUAGUUAUAUUAAAAAUUACCUGGAAAACUACAAUAGAAAGUGGUUAAGACUCUGAAAGAGACCACACCAACAGGACAGAACUACAGGAUUUGCAGAAGUCCAGUUUUAUCAAGGUGGGAAAUAGAGUCCUCUCCACGCAGCUCUCAAUUUCACCCCAGUGCAAUGAGAGCUUUUUGGUUUGAAAUUUAGGGACUUAAAUCCUCAAGGCUAAAGGGAAUUUUCUGCUCAAAUACUAUUAUUUUAAAUGCUACAAAUACUAUUAUUUUAAAUGCUAAAGCCUUCAGUAUUAAAAUAUUCAUUGGUAAGGCCUUGCCCAGGGAUUUUCCAGUUGAGUAUUUAUUUAAGAAAAGAAAAUCACAAUAUUCAGAUCAUUCUUCAGAUGGGACAAUCAGCCUCAGGCAAAAUUGGUGUAAAUCAAAAGAAUACCUUAGAAUUUGAGGCAUGGUGAUGUGAGACUUCAAAUUUUGACAUCAGUUUCCUGGCUUUAUGGAAACUGAAGCAGAAAGUUGUUACAUUUUUUUAGGAAAGGCUUUUAGUAGAGUUUUUAGAGUUUUAUUUUAGUAGAGUUUUAUUUCUAUGCAAUGCAGAAUUGGCAGACUCUGUAUUCUUAUCUCUCUUCCUGGUACACAGACAGUAUUAUAUACAGUUUUUAAGAAACAGUUAUGCUUACAACAGCUUUUUGGGGGGAAUGUUACAUUGAUCUCUUAAAUAUAAACACUACAAAAAUGUCAAAAUAAUGGGAACUGACACAUCUUUGCCUUAAAGAGUACUAGACUGGGACUUGUCACACUAUGUUAAAGGAAGACUUAAGAGUGUUCAUUGAUGUUUACGAUUUUAAUAUUUCUGAAGGCCGUUACAGUGGCCUAGAUAUGUGCUGGAAGCCAAACUUUUAAAUUUUUUGGUUUUUUAAACAAAGAAAUAUUUUAAAUAAAUCCUAUUUCAACACAGUGAAAUUGUUGAAAACUGUCUCAUAACAAAAGAAAAAAGUCAUAUUUAGGUUUUUUGUUUUAAUGGUCAGUAUUGGGGAAUGAAAGUGUCUGCUGUUACCCUUAUAACUAUUUUGAUAAAUAUUAGAGGUUAGUAUUAAAUACAACAAAAAAUUAAAACAGAAACUUCAGUUUGAAAUACGACAUUCAAAUUGAGGUAAAUACGUUUAGACAUUGCGUGGCUGUGUUCCCGUCAUCAAAGGUCUUAGAAAAAUUCCCGGUUUCUGUGAAAGUGCAUGUGUGGUGUGACAUCUCCAAUGAGGUCACUCCAAGUUGAGAAUUGUAAAACAUGAAUCUGAGCUACACAGGACACAGAGCUGCCAAUCCAUGAGCUCUCUUCCCAAGUGAACUGCAUACUCGGACUUGGGAAUGUUUGCUGGCAGUAUGAUCUCGGAUGAAUUUCUCUCCGAAAGCAACCAAAGUCAGUAAGCCUAAAGAGCAUUUUGCAUUUCCUCAGAAGACGUCCUCAUCAGUUAGAAACACAAAUCAGACUGACCCCUUCAACUACUUAGUCGUUUUCCUGAAAUCAUGGGCUGUGGCAACCAGGUAGGUGUGGCACCAGCCACUUUGUUCUGUGUAGUCUGUCAUAUAUUCAAGUUUCUAACCCCAUGCUCUUAUCUCCAAGAAUGGGGAAAGUAGAAUGUACAGAUGGAAGUAGAAUAUAAUGUUGGGAUGAAACAAUUAUUUAAUCUUUUUUUUUUUUUUUUUAAGCAAAACACUCAAUUUUCUACCUUAUUUUCUAAUUUUUAUUUCAUGGUUAUACUGAAAAUUGGAAAGUGUUUAAACGUUAAAAUUCCUAAUUGCUAAAGAGCACUGAGGAAAAGGGAGCUUAGCACUUCUAAUAAAAACAAAUUUUAUUUUUUUGAAAGCAGAUAUGUGAUUGGGUAUUUAAAAAACCAGCAUCAUCUAUAAUCUCCAAAAGAUUACAGGAGUCAGCUUGUUAAUAUAGUAGUUAGUAGACUGAGUAUUUUAAUUCACUAUUUAGAAUUCUAUAGGUCCUUUAUCGCAAGACGUCAACAUAGUUAAUUUACACUACACGUUAUGUAUGGAGGCGCAGUAGUAGUGGUAGUAACUUCACCUAACGUCACACCGCUGUGACGUGUUUCCUGUUUGAGCACAGGCUGACCGAGGCUUGCACUCGCCCACUCAUUCCGGUGUUUGCAGUGAGCACUCACUGAAGGAACUGGGUUGCACCCUCCUCACUGCCUAUCAUUUUGUCACUCUUCCUGCUUCUGUGGUGGUUUAUUUGAUGCCUUGCUACUUUUCCAUACUGGUAACUGAUGGCGUUACAUGUAUAAGUCUUAAAGGUUGUAAGGGAAACUGUGUCCCUGCUCAGCUCGACCACCCGUCCCAGAGGAUGGGCCUGUGGAACCUGAUCGUGUCGGCCAUCCUUUCCAAAGUGCAGAUGACUCCCAAAGAAUGAGUCAGGUGACAUUUAAAGCCGUGGGUUCUGAGAGGCUCAAUUGAAAAGUCCCAAGGUUCUAGAGGAAAGUGAGUAUCUUUCAUCCACAUUCGCAAAACUACAUACUGUGCUGGUUGAGGCCAAAGGUCAAUGUUACUACACUGUUGAGGGAGGGGCGCGCCUUUGUCGGUGGGUCCUCAGUCCCGGGUAUUGUAACAAGCCCCUCACAUGCAUAAGUUCUUACAUGCACAACGACACAGGCUUUGGUACUGAAACUGAAGACCUUGUAUACUCAAGAAUCUUCACAGCUUCUAUUGGACAUAUUUUCUUUUUAGGAAUGAAGGAAAAUUCUCCCAUUUUUGAGCCAUUCUUUUAUGUCAAUUCUACAAAAUUGCAUGUAACUUUAUAAAUAUUUUUAAAAGAUAUAGUUUUGUAAAUAUUUAAUAUUCUGCUAAUUUGAUUUUGAAUUGUAAAUGUCAAGUAUUCUGUUUUUGGGGUUUUUAUGUUUUAUUAUACUUUGUUAAAAAGGAAAAAUUGUACAUUUUUAGAAUGUUUUUAUGAGUAAAUUUAAUGUACUGAAAAUAAAAAUUAAAAAAAAAAAGCCGUGUUUCAUUUUAUUAGGUCGUCUCAAAAUAUGAAGCACACAUCUUUUCAAAAAAACCCACAAUUCUUGAUCUUCAAACUAGGGAGUCAAUCCUUUCUGCUUUCUUCCCAGCUUUACAAAAGGGAUACUUGUCCUUAAAUCCAUUUUCUAUCGUGUUUUUUCCAGGUUUUUAAAAAGUGUCCCUGGUAUGAAGAGAAACGUGAAUUCUUGAUUUGGGGAUUUAAAGAUAUUCCAGCUGUAGGUUCCAUGUACGAUCAAGGUUGGUGUUAACAGGUCUAAGCAUCUUUUGAACGUUUCCAAAUGCGUGGUGAAUGUGUUGUCAUCUAAAGCUCCGUCCUCUCUGGAUUUGGGAGGGUGGCAGUCUAAUGAGCAUGCCUCAACCCCACUGUUAACAGCCAGGCACCAGAGGGAGGGUCCUGGUGCCUUACCCCCAUAGGGGUCCCCAAGAUACGGUCUUUUCAGGCCUGUAGUUAACCAGAGGAAAACACACACACACACAUGGUUCUAGGUAUGGUCAGGGCCCAUCGGAUAAAUGACAUCAGGAGACACAGCUGGCAACCCGACAAGGAGGGCCUUUUUGGUUACAUCCAGGGCUACGGUUGUCUCAAGAGAACCAUACAGGCCAGGCCUCUGAAGAUAGGGAACGUGCACAUCUGCUGAAAAAGAAACUCAGGGAAGCAGAGCAUUUCCUCAGCUUGCUCCCUAUAUUCUUUCAGAAAUGUUUCAGUGCCUACUUCAAUUUGAGUUGGGUCCAGAGUUUUCCGAAUGAGGAACACUGGCCACUAUGCGGCUCGUGUGUGUACUGUUGUCUUUACCUGUGAGGCAGCUCCAGUCACCUGACUAGGUACCAUAAGCCACAUAGUGUUUUCUUGGCCCCACAAGACAUGUACAUUUGUGUUUUACUUUGGUGUUCAUUUAGAGAUUUUCAAAUGUUUAUUCCUACAAAAUACCUAGGUCCCACAUCCAUCCUCACAUUCUGUGGCUUGUCUGUAAGUUCUCAAGAGAAGUUUCAUAAGGACAAGACCAGGUGGCCAGACCUUGACCAAUGUGAGGAAGGCAGCAAAGACCUUCAGAGGUGGGUGUCCCUCCACCCGGCUGCUCCCCCAGCAAAGGGAAACCAGCCGGAAUGCUCCUUGUUAGGAAGGAUGUUACUUGGCUUUGGGUAGUACAGACAGUAUGCAGAAUUGCAAGUCUCAAAUACUGAUCCAUUAAAUUGAGCGUUGAUGAGUUUUCAGUUGUGCCUUUAUUCACCUUAGUUCAUUAAAAAUGUACUUGUUUUAAAGAUCCUAUAUAGAAUGACGACCCACUAAUGUGGGUAUGUCACCCCCUCAGCAUGGUAUUUUUGUUUUUUUAAAAAGCAGAAUCUCUUAUAGGAAUCUUAUUGAUCACACAGUAGUUACAAGUGUCAGAUAUAAUGACGUAUACAAUCUAAACAAGACAGGCUGAUUAAGAAUGUACAUAAUGUAAAAAUAUACAUAUUAAAAGUUCGGCAUGUGGACAGAUGCAUGCAGCGGGAGGAGUGGGUGAUGGGAGGUUGGUGGUCGAGGGCCCCCUUUGCCCUCCAUUACAGUAAAUAACUUCCACUAACCGAUAACAGGUGUCCCCACACAUCUAAUGUACAAGGGCAAAUCAUGAGCUGCUACAUGUAGUCCAAAGUGGUCUGUGAUCUUCAUGAAAGUGGUCUGUGAUACCUUCAUGAAACUAGUAACUAGUGAACCCCAUGCAGGUAGUAAGAAGCACUGGUUAUUUGUUCUAGUUAGACUGGGGAAAUGUUGAACUUGUGACAUACCUGUGAAGAGAAUAUGUCUCCUUUUACUAUGUUUUCUUUACAACUGACAUGCACUUAACGUGGGGGGAUUUCGAUGGUGGUUUGACCUACCAGUGAUAAUUGAAAUACUCUGAAAAUAAAUGUGGUUAACUUUUUAAUAAUGUAUUUUAGCUACAUACUUAAAACAUGGAUCACCUAUAGCUUUAAGCCAAAAGGUAGAGGAAGUCCAUCUGAAUUUUAAUGCUCUUAGUUUCAGGAUUCUGUAGUUUCUACUGUCCUAAAGAAUGAAACUGAUACAACUGUUUAGUUACCAAAGCAGGCACUAGUUUGUGCUCUUAGAUCAGAGAAUAUCCAAAACAGAAGAAAUGUCACUCUUUUUUUCUUUGGACCUUUUGAGAUACCAAA
Rhinolophus ferrumequinum (greater horseshoe bat) is the source of this 9598-nucleotide messenger RNA. It is a transcript of the gene ZCCHC14, whose product is annotated as zinc finger CCHC-type containing 14. The record is from RefSeq and is a predicted model, not a curated record. Gene Ontology annotation, molecular function: phosphatidylinositol binding; nucleic acid binding; zinc ion binding. Lineage: Eukaryota; Metazoa; Chordata; Mammalia; Chiroptera; Rhinolophidae. The coding region runs from base 34 to 3297 and encodes 1087 amino acids. The transcript is spliced from 13 exons.